GAGUGCGAUCUUUGCGCACUUAAUACUUGGCACUCUAGACCCAACCACACCUACACCUCGCCCAGCGUCAAGAGCCAGCUGGACUAUGUGCUGAUGAGAACCCACUCUGCAAACCAUCAAGCCAAGCUCGCUGCACCCCUGUAUGGCUUCCCGGUGGGAGCCUACCGCCAAACCAAUCACCACCCGGUGCAGGCUGUCAUUCAGCUGCUGCCAAUGGCAUACCGAGCUUCGCAGCCCAAGGCCGAAUUCCAUUUUGAUGCCGCGGCUCUGCAAUCAGCUGUCUCGCAACACUCAGAAUCGGCCCAGGCUUUGCAACAGGCAGUGGAGGUGAGACUAUCAGCCAUGCCCCAGGAGCAGGCCCUCUGCACAUCACAUGACUUGGUCAAUACCAUACUGCUCGAAGAGACCUGUCGUGCCUUUCCUCCAGCCAAAAGAGCUGACCAUAGAGUCAGUGCACAUCAGGGAUAUCGGGCCUCUGCUCGAGGCACCUGGCAGCUGCACCAUCAGCUGCGCCGAUCAGGCCUGCCAUCCCUCCGAAAUAUCUGGGCACGAUGGCGUCUGUAUGCACAGUUCAUGCGAGCCUCUGCCAUGCUUCGGAGACAAAGCAAAGAUCUCAAAAGACAAUUCCUGGAAGACCAAAUGCGCCAGGCCGAAGCAGCAGCCCGAAAAGGCAACCAUCGUGACCUCUUCCUGAUAGCUCGCAGGCUGGGACCCAAGAAAGCACAGGGGGUAUCCAGACUACAGGGUUCUGAUGGGCAGAUCUUGGACAGUUCAGCUGAGAUGGCAGCAAUCAUCAAACACAGCCAGACCACCUUUGCAUCCACCCCGGACACAACUGCCCUACAGCCAUUGCAGGAAGGCUUCGUGUUCUCGGCUGCCGAAUUGCAAGCAGGUCCAUGCUUCGAGCACCACUUCCGUCGCCAAUCGCCAGACCUGCUUGAGGGCAAUGUAGCUCACCACAUCCUGGCACACCUACAGCCCAUGCUUGACCACAUGCCACAGUUUGCAUACUGCGCGGGACGGGGUGUUAAUGAUGCCAUCCUCCGGGUUCAUUCCUACUUUGGUGAGGUUGAAGCACUGCAGCGGGGGCAGCUCGCCAACAGGUUCAAGAUGCAUCAGGGAGUAGAAGCCCUUCAUUGCCACGGAGGCCUCUGCCUAUCCCUGGACCUCAGCAGUGCAUUCGAUAGUGUAAGCAGGGACUUACUCAUACAAUCACUUCUGGACCAUCAGGUCCCUAGCGACCUCAUCAAUGUAGUCCAACAACUCCAUCGGGGUGCUAAAUACAUCUUCCGAACCUCCAAGGCCAGUGGUCAAGUGACCACCACCAACGGGAUAAAACAGGGAUGUAGGGCCGCCCCCACCCUUUGGGUUAGCUUCACACUUUCCGUGCUAGAGCAUCUUGCGCGGCAUCGUAGCCUCACCUGGGUCCAGAACAUUCUGACCCUCUUCGCUGACGAUUUCUGUGGUCACUGGACCAUCCGUUGCCUGCAGGACUGGAAGGCUGCGAUCUCCGACCUGACUCUCCUGAUGGAAACGCUGGAGACCUAUCAGCUUAAGGUCAACCUUCAGAAGAGAGCACUGCUUGUCAAUCUGAAAGGCAAGACAGCCAAGAAGCUUCUACGGCAGCACACCCGCCAGAAGGCGGGCGAAACUUUCUUGAUCUUGAAUGUCCACGGCCGAGAAUACCCAAUCAAAAUCAAGGAAUCACACACCUACCUUGGUACCAUCAUCUCGUACAGGGAUCGCAGGGACCUCAAUGUAGGCAUGUGCGUGCCAUCCUUCGGGAGCCGGUGCAUCUUCGCCACGUCAGAGGCUCUCCGCCGCAUGCUAGCGCACAGCCUCACCUUGCCAGAGGAGGAUGCCCCGGAGGACCACAGAGCUAAGCCCACAUUUCAUGCACAGGAACAUGCAGUGAAUGGACUACCUACUUGCAAGUUGUGUGACAGCAUGAAGCUUAGCCCUCCUUUGGAAGACAACCCAGCCAUGAGCCGCCCCGUGCAGGAGCUCGCGGCCCAAAACGCAGUGCCGCUGAUUACAGACUCUCUUUUCCUUGCCACGCUAGACUCCUGGGAUCAGCCACACCAGAUGGGAGAUCCAGAGUCGGAAAUCUUCGCACACUGCAUGCCCUCUGGGGCAGCGGAGACGGGAGACUCUCAGCUCCGCCUCAUCAGCAAACUGCUGCUGAAGCACGAAGAGCAACUCGCGGCUCUGAGGAAGGACACCCAGUUUGUCCUCUUCUUUCGGCAGGACGACAAGUCGAUCCUGCCCUCGCUCAUGAAUGUCUCGCGCGAGUGGAAGGUCAAGCAGGCAGCGGGGGAUCAAUCCAUCCAGUCGUCCCAGCGAACAGUUCUGAUCAACUGCUUACUGCGAGAAUCACUGGCCCGGGUUCAGCGAGUGGUGGCAACCGAACCAGGCAGGGAAUCCCUGAAGAAGGCAGAAUGGCUCACGAGCUCCAAUGCCUGGACCUACAUGAGGUGGUCUCCCAAGCUUCGCAAACUAGUGGCCGACGAGACCAAGGAGCCAUUGGUUCACGACGAAGCUGUGAGAAUCAUAACAGAGCUUCAGAAGUCGAUGCGGGGAGAGAUUAUCCACAAGUUUCAGAGCACCAUCAACUUAGCAAAGUUGGAGGAACAAGGAGCCCAGCAAGCCAUAUUCCACUUAGGGGUAUCCCUGCGUGGUUCCGAAGCCACGGAGGUCUACGAUCAUUUUCGCCAGCUGGCAGGGUCGUCGCUGACGAAUCUCGCAGGAUUCAGCAUGAAGGUGGACGACCAGAUGCGUCCACCCAUGGCGCAACAGCUCGCUCAGAUGACUUACGGGGGAGGUCACUACAAUGUUCUGAGUAUCGGGGAUGUCGUGCACCAUGUUCUGGAUGAUGCCAAGCCAAAAGAGCCAGCCAAUCAUGCAUUCCUUGAGAGCCUCAAGCAAGCCUUGAUAGCAAUGUCGGACGACAACGGGAUGAAUCACUUCUUGCUACGGAAGUACGGCGAUACAUGGACGGCAGCGCACCUCAGUCUGAUGGAGUAUCAGUUGAAGGAGCUCGAGGCACAGAUGAUGCUGAUGCAAAGGCAUGUGGACAACAUCCACUCCCAGAUGCAUACGCUACAGCUGCUAGUGCACCGUCAUGCGUACUUGUACAGCAAUCGGGUGACCAACAAAGCCAGACCGAACAAGGUAAGGAUCCUGGACAUGAUGGACUAG
Messenger RNA from Symbiodinium necroappetens, 3198 nucleotides. Lineage: Eukaryota; Dinophyceae; Suessiales; Symbiodiniaceae. The record is from the annotation of a GenBank genome assembly.